This is a messenger RNA of Lycium barbarum (goji berry), 4242 nucleotides long. Its product is annotated as cellulose synthase A catalytic subunit 2 [UDP-forming]-like. Gene Ontology annotation, molecular function: cellulose synthase (UDP-forming) activity. The transcript has 13 exons. Lineage: Eukaryota; Viridiplantae; Streptophyta; Magnoliopsida; Solanales; Solanaceae. Gene Ontology annotation, biological process: cellulose biosynthetic process; plant-type primary cell wall biogenesis. The coding region runs from base 588 to 3848 and encodes 1086 amino acids. The record is from RefSeq and is a predicted model, not a curated record. Gene Ontology annotation, cellular component: plasma membrane; trans-Golgi network.
AUAUUGAUAUCAAUUUUUUUUUUUUUUAUCCCAACUUAUAUAUAUAUUAGGAGGGGGUGGGGGCGUUUGAAAAGGCUCUAGAUUACCCAGCCACAUUCUGUGUAUCUUUCACAAGGCUUAGUUUGGUUUGGACAUUUUAUUUUAUGUGUACACAUUUCAAUGUUACUCUCUAUACUCGUGUCAUUUUGAUAGACUGUUCACUGUUUCCACUUCUCUUUUCUUUUCUUUCUUUUCCCACUGCCAGCCAUAUUACAGUCAAGUCUUAGCUUGUAAAAGAAAGUUUUUUUUUCCUUGUCAAAUACCACAAGCAUUACUACAAUAUUAUAAUUUCUUGUUUCUGUGGUUUUCUCCUAAUUGGGGUUUGUUUUAUUUUAUUUAUUUAUUUAUAGUGUGGUUUUUUUCAGUGUUGGGGUCUUUUAGUUUGGGUAUUUUCUGAUGGGGGGUUACACUAUUUUCCAAGAUUUAGUUUUUAGUGGAAAAAGGUGGCACCUUUAUUGAUUUUGUGCAUUGAAAGGUUGAAUCUUUAAGUGGGGUUUUUGAUAAAUUUCAAGAUUUAUUAUUUUUACUGGGAUUUUGGAUUGUGAAAAAUGGCUAUGAAUACUGGAGGAAGGCUUGUUGCUGGUUCACAUAAUAGAAAUGAAUUUGUGCUCAUCAAUGCUGAUGAAAUUGGAAGGAUAAAAUCGGUGCGUGAAUUAAGUGGACAAGUGUGUUGGAUUUGUGGGGAUGAAAUCGAGAUUACUGUUGAUGGAGAGUUAUUUGUUGCUUGCAAUGAAUGUGCUUUCCCUGUUUGUAGACCUUGUUAUGAGUAUGAAAGAAGAGAAGGAAAUCAAGCUUGCCCUCAGUGCAAAACUAGAUACAAGAGGAUUAAGGGUAGUCCGCGUGUUGAGGGUGAUGAGGAAGAAGAUGACACUGAUGACAUAGAGCACGAGUUCGAUUAUGGUGUUGGGACUUUAGGCCGCCAAGGUUCAGGUCCAGUUCCCUCUGUUUAUGGCGGUUCGUAUGAAAAUGCUACAUCCUCAAGACAAGAUUCAUCUACUCCUGGAAUAGAAAUACCUCUUUUGACCUAUGGUGAAGAGGAUGCUCAGAUUUCUUCUGAUCAGCAUGCUCUCAUAGUGCCUCCAUCUAAUGGCUUUGGAAAUGGGAUUUAUCCAACUCUUCAUACUGAGUCAUCAGCUUCCUUGCAUCCAAGGCCAAUGGUUCCACAGAAAGACGUUGCGUUAUAUGGCUAUGGAAGUGUUGCAUGGAAGGACAGAAUGGAAGACUGGAAGAAAAAGCAGAAUGAGAAGCUCCAGGUGGUCAAGCAUCAAGGAGAUGGUGGUGGGGGCUUUCAUGGGGAUAAUAUGGAUGAUCCUGAUUUGCCUAUGAUGGAUGAAGGAAGGCAGCCACUAUCAAGAAAGUUGCCCAUAAAAUCAAGCAGGAUAAACCCGUACAGAAUUCUAAUCAUACUCCGUCUAGCAAUUCUUGGCCUCUUCUUCCAUUAUAGAAUUCUUCAUCCAGUUCAUGAUGCAAUUGGCCUGUGGUUGACAUCGGUUAUUUGUGAGAUAUGGUUUGCUGCUUCAUGGAUUCUUGAUCAAUUCCCAAAGUGGUGCCCUAUAGUUCGAGAAACAUAUCUUGAUCGGCUUUCACUCAGGUAUGAAAAAGAAGGAAAGCCUUCAGAGUUAGCUCCUGUCGACAUUUUUGUCAGCACAGUUGAUCCCUUGAAAGAACCACCAUUAAUCACUGCAAACACUGUUUUAUCCAUUCUUGCUGUGGAUUAUCCAGUGGACAAAGUUACAUGCUAUGUCUCAGAUGAUGGUGCAGCAAUGCUUACUUUUGAAGCCCUUUCUGAGACAUCUGAAUUUGCAAGAAAAUGGGUUCCUUUCUGCAAGAAGUAUAAUAUUGAACCCCGUGCUCCAGAAUGGUAUUUUUCUCUAAAGAUGGACUAUCUGAAAAAUAAAGUUCAUACUGCAUUUGUAAGAGAACGGCGUGCCAUGAAGAGAGAAUAUGAAGAGUUUAAAGUCCGGAUAAAUGCUCUAGUGGCAACUGCUCAGAAGGUUCCUGAAGAGGGUUGGACAAUGCAGGAUGGCACACCAUGGCCUGGGAACAAUGUCCGAGACCAUCCUGGUAUGAUCCAGGUAUUCCUUGGUCAUGAUGGUGUCCAAGAUGUUGAAGGAAAUGAAUUACCUCGCCUGGUUUAUGUUUCCCGUGAAAAGAGGCCUGGGUUUGAUCACCACAAAAAAGCAGGCGCCAUGAAUGCCUUGAUGAGGGUUUCAGCUGUCAUAUCGAAUGCUCCUUUCCUGUUAAAUGUUGAUUGUGAUCACUACAUCAACAACAGCAAGGCGUUGAGGGAAGCAAUGUGUUUCUUGAUGGAUCCCACUUCAGGAAAGAAAAUCUGCUAUGUGCAGUUUCCACAAAGGUUUGAUGGGAUUGAUCGUCAUGACAGAUACUCAAACAGAAAUGUCGUCUUCUUUGAUAUUAACAUGAAAGGUUUGGAUGGUAUACAAGGACCAAUAUAUGUUGGUACGGGGUGUGUUUUCAGAAGGCAUGCACUUUAUGGAUAUGAUGCUCCUGCCAAGAAGAAGCGACCUAGCAAAACCUGCAACUGCUGGCCUAAACUGUGCUUUUGCUGUUGCUGCUUCAGAUCCAAAACGAACAAGAAAGGGAAAACAAAGAAAGAGAAGAAGCCAAAGCACAGGGAGGCAUCAAAGCAGAUAUACGCUCUUGAAACCAUUGAAGAAGAAGCAAAUGUGGAUCCACGCCCGGCUUCCCAAGUGAAACUAGAGAAAAAAUUCGGGCAGUCUCCUGCUUUUGUUGCCUCAACACUUUUAGAAAAUGGCGGUCUUCCAAAGGAUGCCAGUACCUCAUCACUUUUGAAGGAAGCCAUUCAUGUUAUUAGCUGUGGUUAUGAAGAUAAAACAGAAUGGGGGAAGGAGGUUGGCUGGAUUUAUGGCUCCGUGACGGAAGAUAUCUUGACUGGAUUCAAGAUGCAUUGCCAUGGAUGGAGGUCCGUCUAUUGUAUGCCUAAGCUGCCUGCUUUCAAGGGUUCAGCCCCUAUAAAUCUUUCAGACCGUCUCCAUCAGGUUCUUAGAUGGGCUCUAGGAUCAGUUGAAAUUUUGCUGAGCAAGCAUUGCCCGAUCUGGUAUGGCUAUGGAGGUGGAUUGAAAUGGCUGGAGCGAUUCUCUUACAUAAACUCUGUUGUAUAUCCUUUGACGUCCAUCCCCUUGAUUGUCUACUGUUCCUUGCCAGCCAUCUGCCUUCUCACGGGAAAAUUCAUUGUUCCUGCGAUCAGUAAUUAUGCCAGCAUUAUAUUUAUUUCACUUUUCAUCUCUAUUGCUGCCACGGGUGUCCUUGAAAUGCAGUGGGGUGGUGUUGGUAUAGAUGAUUGGUGGAGAAAUGAGCAGUUUUGGGUUAUUGGAGGUGCUUCCUCCCACUUUUUUGCUCUCUUUCAAGGAUUGCUCAAGGUUUUGGCUGGUGUGGAGACAAGUUUCACUGUCACAUCCAAAGCAGGAGACGAUGGAGCAUUUUCCGAUCUCUAUAUUUUCAAGUGGACAUCAUUAUUAAUCCCACCAACGACUUUGCUAUUAAUAAACAUAGUUGGUGUGGUGGUUGGUGUCUCGAAUGCAAUAAACAACGGUUAUGAUUCUUGGGGACCCUUAUUUGGUAGGCUAUUCUUCGCCUUGUGGGUUAUUAUUCAUCUUUUCCCGUUCCUCAAAGGAUUAAUGGGAAAGCAAGAGCGAACCCCGACCAUAGUUGUUGUAUGGUCGAUUCUGCUUGCUUCAAUACUGACAUUGUUGUGGGUACGAGUCAACCCGUUUGUCUCAAGAGAUGGCCCGCUCCUAGAAGUCUGCGGAUUGAAUUGUGACGAUUAAGUCUAAAACUCCAGAGACUAUAUUGAGUCCAGAAUGUUUCUAAGAACCCAUUGUUGGGAUUUCCUUUCGCGGGCCAGACGUUUGAUGUGUAGUACUGUGGGAGUUUUUGCCGGAAUAGAUAUAUGUACAAGGUUGGUGGUAGAACAAAAAGGUAGGAGUAUAGAUGGAAAGUCGUCAGUGUAGAUAUGAAGCAGUGGGAGCUGACAUAUAUAUAUUCAUAUUUGUUUACAAUUUGUUUCAUUUAUUCUUUAUUUUGUGGAAUACUUCUCUUCUUUUGGAGUUCCAUCUAUUUGUCAGUGAAUACUACUAAAUCAUAAAGUUAUUAACCCUCUGUAAAAGGGGGCAUUAAAUUUGUAUACUCUUUAGCUAAGAAGUUGUAUGUCCUGUUGUGUUU